AUGGUGGAAAGGCUUGUGGACCAACAGAAGCUCGUUUUCCUCUGUGUCGCUAUCCAAAAGUACUACAAGUCGGUCAAUGCCUCGACACAGGUCCUACCGGCUCGUCUAACCUCCAUCGAGGAGAUUUUCUCGCUGGCUGGCGUGGAUCAUCUUACCAUCGCCCCACACUUGCUGGUCCAACUAAACCAGCCUGUGUCUGGCGAGCUGGUCUCGCUGUUUGAUGUGGCACCUACGGAACCUGUCCCGGAGCCGGGUGUCUCGUACUUGCAUGACCGCGGGGCGUAUCAGAUCAUCUUUGCUCGGGAUCGGGGCGGAGCUAGUAAAAUCAAGCUGACUGAGGACAAGCUGGAGCAGAUCAUGAAGGCUUGA
Penicillium alfredii is the source of this 369-nucleotide messenger RNA. RefSeq lists its product as uncharacterized. The coding region runs from base 1 to 369 and encodes 122 amino acids. Gene Ontology annotation, biological process: carbohydrate metabolic process. The transcript is spliced from 3 exons. Lineage: Eukaryota; Fungi; Ascomycota; Eurotiomycetes; Eurotiales; Aspergillaceae. The record is from RefSeq and is a predicted model, not a curated record.